UGUGUUGCGACGGAUAAUAGAUGAUUUAACAUGAUGGGGACUGACGCCGGCAGGAGCACUAAAUAUUCCAUUUCCGCUAUCUAGUUACAUAUUGUCAUUCAAUUUUGGCCUUGAACGAAAAAUUUUAUUUUGGACAGAAACUACGCUUUAAGAAUCAUGACGUCCCGAUGUAAAUGUCCGAAAUCAGACACGAAGACGAGCGAACAUUCCUCACCCUAUUUAGAAGAUAUCACAAUGAAGAUAAAGGAGCGACGUUGCGAUCUUCUCGGUAGACAGAAAUAUUUAAAAGAAAAGAUUACGACGAUGGAACGAUCGAUUCCUGCGUUAAUAGCGUACAAUAUGUGGAUGUCGAAAAAUUGCGACGACGCGCCGUACUGUAAAAUUCGCAAGAUUAUGAAGAUGUUCGCUCCUUAUCCGGACCAAACUGAAAAACUUCUCGAAAGUCUGAAGAAUACUGUGAAGGAUCUGAACAAUGAGACCGAGGAGUUGCAUGAGAAGAUCAUUCAAGCGGAUGUUAAAUUGGAAGAGACAGAAAUGGAAUUAGAAUCUUUGGAGCUUAUAAAUAAGGAGAUGAACAACAAGUUGAAAGAUUUGGAGAAAGAAGUACGGUGUCACACUAGUCCGAGUCUUCACUCGAUACAUUCCGAGGAUUUACUUUGCUUAACGAAGAUUCGUCAACUGGCUGAGGAAGAAUUAAAUCUGAAGAAUUGUAUUAAACAAUUGGAAAAGAAGGAAACGCUUUUCAAGGAACAUAUGGAUCGAUUAUUAACGUCUAAGGAGUAUCAAAAUGUUUGCACUCGAAAGAAAGUCGUUAGCUGCAUUCCAGAUUUAAAUGGUAGCGGGAAAGGAAUAUGUUACGUGCCAAAAAAAUGUUUAUUGCAUAAACAAAAUGAAUCAAAGAAAAAACAGGAAGGGAAAGCUGUCAUCCCACAAAGUGACGCAAUAAUUUCUACAUCGAAGCAGAAUAUUGAAAAAUUGGAUCAAGAAACUGAGCCUGAACAGCCUAAGGGAGAGAUCGGGAAAAUGUCUUCCUGGAUAUCGAAUUGGUGGUCAAAUAACGAAAAAUCGGAAGUUGCAUCUCAAAUGAGAAGCGCAGAUACUCACACAUCGUUUGUUGCGAAUAAUGUACUAACUGAAAAAUUAACUACUGCUACAGUUAAACCCAGAAUUCAGUCGCCCACUACCCAAAAAAAAUCGAACGGUGAGAAAACAAGCGAUGAUGAGCAAAUCAAAUUGUCAAAGCCCAACUCGAAGUCAGCGCAGUGUCAUCGCCCUUGUUUUACUCCUCAGGAUCUUGAAUAUGUUUUGAAAAAAACUUGUGUAGGAAAACAUAUUCCUCCUUGCAAAAUCCCUUGUAACAAACCUAUCAGAAGUUAUGCUACAUCUUCAAGGAAACCUUUCUACGAGCUACCACGUUAUACAAUGGCAGAUCAUGGUAUUCGAACAGGGUGCAAACCAUACGUACUACCUUGUGAUCUCAGAAAUCCCUGCGAUAUUAGAGAUCCUUGUGAAAUUUGUCCAUCGACGCCCUGUCCACGUCUAGUUGGAAGCUGCAGGUGUAAUUGCAGGGGCAAAUGUGCCCGUGGGUUAUCCAACGCAGCAUGUAACUGUAGCGAUGAUCCACUAGGUCCUUCCGGGGAAUAUCAACCAAUUAAUUCAAAACAGUUGGCUGAAGAGGACAGUGAGGAUGAAUUUUGCGAAUGUUGCUCAUGCGGUUGUGAAGACAGUGAUGAAUCAUUGUGCCAGUGCACCUAACCGUAAGAGUUAUUUAGUGUUCCAUUUGUUAUGACGUAAAGUUAGACUAAAGGGAUUUCAUGAAAAAAAGCUUAAUA
Molecule: messenger RNA, 1832 nt
Organism: Bombus impatiens (common eastern bumble bee)
Lineage: Eukaryota; Metazoa; Arthropoda; Insecta; Hymenoptera; Apidae
Exons: 7
Coding region: 157-1755 (532 amino acids)
Source: RefSeq, a predicted model, not a curated record